Messenger RNA from Strongyloides ratti, 3171 nucleotides. Its product is annotated as Trypsin Inhibitor-like, cysteine rich domain-containing protein. The transcript has a single exon. The record is from RefSeq and is a predicted model, not a curated record. NCBI's taxonomy places the organism in Eukaryota, Metazoa, Nematoda, Chromadorea, Rhabditida, Strongyloididae. The coding region runs from base 1 to 3171 and encodes 1056 amino acids.
AUGUCAUUUAUUACAAAUGCUAGAUCAAGAAAAUGUCCAAGAAAAAUGGUUUUUAGAAUGUGUAGAUAUUCAUGUCCUAGAACAUGUGAAAAGAAAUUUUAUGAGGAUAGGCAUUGUUAUUUUGAUUGUAUAAGACCAGGAUGUGAAUGUAAAAGAGGAUAUGUAUUAGCAAAAGAAAAUAAAUGUGUAAGAAGACACAAAUGCUACAAAUAUCUUACUACAACAACUAUGAAACCAACUACAACAGUUGAAUUAGUACCAUCUAAAGAAACAGAAAUUCCAAUCACAACAAGAGAACCUUCAUUAAUGUGUGCCAAUAAAAAUAAUUCACAUUACACUGAUUGUUUAUCAUCAUGUCCUCAAACAUGUUCCAACAUAGGAAAAGUAAAUGCAUGUAUAUUAAGAUGUAAUGGUCAUGGUUGUGAAUGCAAUGAAGGUUUCUAUUUAAAUAAAAAAGAUGAAUGUGUAAAACUUGAUGAAUGCCUUAAAGAUCCAAAUGAAGAAGUAUGUCCACCUAACAGUGAAUUUACAUAUUGUAAACCUAUUUGUCCUUUAACUUGUGACAUUUUUUCAUUAUUCAAAAGAAAAUCUUGUUCACUAAGAUGUGGAGGAAUUGGUUGUAAAUGCAAAGCUGGAUUCUAUUUAAAUAAGGAAGGUAAUUGUGUAAAAUUAAUUGAUUGCUUCAUACCGCAAACAACCACUAAACCACCUACACCAACAUGUCCAGAAAAUAUGGUUUUUUCUACAUGUACAAGCUCAUGCCCACCAAAAUGUUCUGUUGAAAAUGGAAAACCUCAAGAUUGCGUCUACAGAUGUAAUGCUCCAGGAUGUGAAUGUCUACCACCAUUUGCACUUGAUGAUCAUAAUAGAUGUAUUCCACGUGAAGAAUGUCCACAAUAUAAUGUCACAACAACUACAAGUCUAGCUCCAAUAUCAUGUCCAGCAAAUAUGGUUUACGUUACAUGCAGAAGCUAUUGCCCACCAAAAUGUUCUGUAGAAAAUGGAAAACUUCAACCUUGUAUUAAAAUGUGUCGUUCUCCAGGAUGUGAAUGUCAAGAACCAUUUGCUCUUAAUGAUCAAGGUGAAUGUAUAAAACGUGAAGAAUGUCCACAAUAUAAUGCCACAACAACAAGAAAACCAGCUCCAAUAUCAUGUCCGAAAAAUAUGGUUUAUAGUAUUUGCCCAAGCCCAUGCCCAUUAAAAUGUGAUGACAUAGAUCCAGGAUUUGUUAUUUGCCCUAAAAAAUGUCUUAAACCAGGAUGUGAAUGCCGAUAUCCAUUUCUUCUUAAUGAUAAAGGUGAAUGUGUUACAAUUGAAGAAUGUCCAGGGUAUGUAGGCACACCAACUACAAGUCCAGCUCCAAUAUCAUGUCCAGCAAAUAUGGUUUAUACUAAAUGCAGAAGCGCAUGCCCACCAAGAUGUUCUGUCGAAAAAGGAAAACCUCAACCUUGUAAGAAAAUUUGUCUUUCUCCAGGAUGUGAUUGUCUACCACCAUUUGCUCUUAAUGAUAAAGGUGAAUGUGUCUCACGUAGAGAAUGUCCAAAUUAUGAACUCACAACAACAACUAGUCUAACUCCAAUAACAUGUCCACCAAAUAUGGUAUUUUCUACAUGCACAAGCGCCUGCCCACCAAAAUGUUCUAUCGAAAAUGGAAAACCUCAACCUUGCAUUUUAAUGUGUCGUCCUGCAGGAUGUGAAUGCCGUGCUCCAUUUGCACUUGAUGAUCAAGGAAGAUGUAUACGACGUGAACAAUGCCCAGUAAAACCAACAUGUCCAGCAAAUAUGGUUUAUACAACAUGCAGAAGCGCAUGCCCACCAAAAUGUUCUGUAGAAAAUGGAAAACCUCAACCUUGUAUUUAUAUAUGUCUUUCACCAGGAUGUGAAUGCCGUGCUCCAUUUGCACUUGAUGAUCAAGGAAGAUGUAUACGACGUGAACAAUGCCCAGUGAAACCAACAUGUCCGAAAAAUAUGGUUUAUACUGAUUGCAGAAGCGCCUGCCCACCAAGAUGUGCAAUCGAAAAUGGAGUACCUCAACCUUGUGUUUAUAAAUGCCUUUCACCAGGAUGUGAAUGCCGUGCUCCAUUUGCUUUUAAUGAUAAAGGUGAAUGUGUACCACGUAGCGAAUGCCCAAUUAUACCAAAAUGCCCAAAAAAUAUGUUUUAUUCUACUUGCACAAGCUCAUGUCCUCCAAAAUGUUCUAUUGACAAUGGAAGACCUCAACCUUGCAACUUCAGAUGUAAUGCUCCAGGAUGUGAAUGUCUACCACCAUUUGCUCUUAAUGAUGAAGGAGAAUGUAUACCACGUAGCAAAUGCCCAGUUACACCAACAUGUCCGAAAAAUAUGGUUUAUACUGAUUGCAAAAGCUCAUGCCCACCAAAAUGUUCUGUCGAAAAUGGAAAACCUCAAGAUUGCGUCUACAGAUGUAAUGGUUCAGGAUGUGAAUGUCAAGCACCAUUUGCGCUUAAUGAAAAAGGUGAAUGUGUACCACGUAGCGAAUGCCCAAUUAUACCAAAAUGCCCAAAAAAUAUGUUUUAUUCUACUUGCACAAGCUCAUGUCCUCCAAAAUGUUCUAUUGACAAUGGAAGACCUCAACCUUGCAACUUCAGAUGUAAUGCUCCAGGAUGUGAAUGUCUACCACCAUUUGCUCUUAAUGAUGAAGGAGAAUGUAUACCACGUAGCAAAUGCCCAGUUACACCAACAUGUCCGAAAAAUAUGGUUUAUACUGAUUGCAAAAGCUCAUGCCCACCAAAAUGUUCUGUCGAAAAUGGAAAACCUCAAGAUUGCGUCUACAGAUGUAAUGGUUCAGGAUGUGAAUGUCAAGCACCAUUUGCGCUUAAUGAAAAAGGCGAUUGUGUACCACGUGCAGAAUGCUCAUCUACACCAACAUGUCCAGCUAAUAUGGUAUAUUCUACAUGCACAAGCUCAUGCCCACCAAGAUGCUCUAUCGACGAUGGAAAACCUCAAGAUUGUGUCUACAAAUGCAAUGCUCCAGGAUGCGAAUGUCUACCACCAUUUGCUCUUGAUGAUGACAAUAAUUGUGUACCAGUUGAAGAAUGUCUAACAAAUAUUACAAGCACAACAAAUAUAACAUUGCCUAAUAAAAGAGGAUAUAUAUUCCGUUAUAUCAAAAAAACUGUUCAAAAAAUUAUUUCUAUUAUAUCUUUAAGAUAA